CGCGAAGCAUACUAGCGAAUCCGAAGAUGUCUUCUCUGAGAUUGCCACCGCUCCCAUCGAUCCGAGAUAUAUUGAAGCUAUAUCACUUGAACGCCAUUAAACGUUUGUCACAAAAUUUUCUGAUGGAUCAGAACUUGUGCGACAAGAUCAUAAAGAAAGCGGGAAACUUCGCCGGAGCCCAUGUACUGGAGGUUGGCCCUGGCCCAGGUGGAUUAACUCGAUCCAUCCUAAAACAGGCUCCUAAACGAGUAGUAGUCGUGGAGAAGGACCGUAGGUUUGAGCCGACUUUAGACAUGCUAGCUGAUUCGUUUAGCGCGGUAAACGGAGAUAUGGACGUAAUAUACGACGAUAUCCUGAAAACGAAUAUGGAGAGUCUGUUUCCAAUGGAGGAGAAGAGAAACUGGAGUGAGAGAUCUCCGAAUAUCUACCUCAUAGGCAACUUACCCUUCAGCCUAUCGACGUAUCUCAUAGUCAAGUGGUUGCACGCAAUUUCGGAACAACAAGGACCGUGGGCGUUUGGUAGGACACAAAUGACGCUGACAUUCCAAAAGGAAGUGGCGGAACGUUUGGUGGCUCCAGUUGCAGGCGAACAGCGAUGCAGGCUGUCUAUAAUGGCGCAAACGUGGACGUACCCAGUACUUCGUUUUAUCAUACCUGGCAAAGCUUUUGUUCCAAAACCAGAUGUUGAUGUGGGCGUGGUGUCAUUCACGCCAUUGGUCAAACCACGCACGCGACAUGACUUCAAGCUUUUCGAAAAGAUUACGAGGCACCUGUUCAGUUUCAGGCAGAAGUACAGCAGAAGAUGCAUCGAAACCUUAUUCCCGUUACACUGUCGCGAAGAAUUGUCUCUAAUGAUGUAUAAAUUAUCCGAUUUGGAUCCGAAGAUGAGACCCAUGCAAUUUACCGUGGAAGAUGUCGACAGGCUGACGACCGCUUAUAAAUACUUGGUGGAGAAACAUCCGGAGAUUGGUUUGUAUAAUUAUCGUGCAUCUCGACGAUUGUUGGCAUUGUCGCAGACGAAGAAUAUCGUGGUUCAGGACUGCGCGCAGGUAUCGGAAGAAACAAAUAUCUGACCGGGAUAAUUUACUCAGAUACACGCGAAUGCAUCGUAUUUCGGACUUUAUUAGAUCGCGAAUUGUAAUGCAGUAGAUUAAUUUGUUACAAUAAACUUCAGUUAGAACUGUGA
This is a messenger RNA of Ooceraea biroi (clonal raider ant), 1186 nucleotides long. RefSeq names its product mitochondrial transcription factor B1 (gene mtTFB1). Gene Ontology annotation, biological process: transcription initiation at mitochondrial promoter; rRNA methylation. Gene Ontology annotation, molecular function: mitochondrial transcription factor activity; rRNA (adenine-N6,N6-)-dimethyltransferase activity. The record is from RefSeq and is a predicted model, not a curated record. Gene Ontology annotation, cellular component: mitochondrial matrix. NCBI's taxonomy places the organism in Eukaryota, Metazoa, Arthropoda, Insecta, Hymenoptera, Formicidae.